AUGUCUGGUAUCGCUUUGAGCAGACUGUCCCAGGAGCGUAAAGCUUGGAGGAAAGACCACCCAUUUGGUUUUGUUGCUGUACCGACCAAGAAUCCAGAUGGGACAAUGAAUCUGAUGAAUUGGGAAUGUGCCAUCCCUGGAAAGAAAGGAACAUUGUGGGAAGGUGGCCUGUACAAACUUCGAAUGCUGUUCAAAGAUGACUACCCGUCUUCUCCACCUAAAUGCAAGUUUGAGCCCCCAAUCUUCCAUCCAAAUGUGUAUCCAUCAGGCACAGUGUGUCUCUCUAUCCUGGAGGAGGACAAGGACUGGAGGCCCGCCAUCACCAUCAAACAGAUUUUAUUGGGAAUCCAAGAACUGCUGAAUGAGCCCAAUAUUCAAGACCCGGCCCAGGCAGAGGCAUACACGAUUUACUGUCAGAACAGGAUGGACUAUGAGAAGCGCGUCCGGGCACAGGCCAAGAAGUUUGCCCCCACAUAA
Messenger RNA from Knipowitschia caucasica, 477 nucleotides. The record is from the annotation of a GenBank genome assembly. NCBI's taxonomy places the organism in Eukaryota, Metazoa, Chordata, Actinopteri, Gobiiformes, Gobiidae.